CAAAUAAAUGAAAACGGAAACUGUUAAUAACACACAUGGCAAAUGUGUCGUGUCAUUAAUUUGUUAAGUUUGCACGUAUGAACAUUUGUCAUCCUUAUCUCAUUAUGGCCACAACUUUAAGGGCUUGUAAAUGUCGAUUGACCGCCCGCGGUUUAUUGUUAAGUUUUUUAACCCUGAUUGUCGUGUGUUUCCUGUUCUUUGUAUUUGAAUCAUACUUUUUAUUUUAUAUACAUAAAGCCACCUCAAUAAUAAGAAAGUCAGACACGACAAAUGUAUCAAGUAAUGUGUUUCACUUCAACUUUACAAACUCAACCGUGUUUAAAGCAAACGGACAAUUCGAAUUAUCAACUAUCGCAAACAGUGACCUUAGAUUCGAUAAGAAGCAAAAUGUUCGUUUCGACAAUGAAGCGGUUAUACUUAAAACAACCAUAGCUUCCAGCCAGCCGCAAGAUCGGUCACUUAAUGUCACCACUUACAAAAACGAUUCAUGUGUUGAUCUGAAUUUAACACGAACCGAAACAAGCACUAAUGGGAUAUUAGCAUUUGAAACAAGUAUGAAACACGAACAUCUUGAAAAAGACGUGAUGACACGUAAUUCAACAGAGCGCCAUAGUGAAUGCAAUAAUUGUUUUAAACACGAUUUUGAAUAUGUAAUUCAGAAUGACCACAUCUGCGACACAUUGGACAUGCACGAACACAUUUAUCUUCUGAUAUUCGUUACCACUGUGCAUACUAAUGUCUUAAAUCGACAGACAAUACGGCGCACGUGGUUGUCAUACACUAAUAACAAUACUGCGAAUGCGAGGCACGUUUUCCUUUUAGGAAAAACAGCAGAGGACAGUUUACAAGAAUCUGUGAUGAGAGAAAAUGAAAUAUAUCACGAUAUCGUUCAGGAGACCUUUAUAGACAGUUACAAUAAUCUGACAUAUAAAACCAUCAUGGGAUUUAAAUGGGCCUCCACAAAAUGCUCUUAUGUAAAGUUUGUUAUGAAAACAGAUGAUGACAUGUGGGUCAAUGUUCCAUCGAUAAUAAAGUUGUUGUCGGGAACCGAUUUGGCAAACUAUUUACAAACAGGGCUGACCGGCUUAUGUCACCAAAAAGCAUCACCGAUCAGAGAUAAACAUUCUAAAUGGUACGCCUCCUACAGUUCUUAUCCAGAAGACUUUUACCCAGGGUUUUGUUCAGGGACUGGAUACAUGACCAGCAUUAAAGUCGUGUCGGAUAUUUACCAUGUUUCUCCGCAAGUGCCCUUUUUCCAUCUGGAAGACAUCUACGUUGCUUUGUGCGCGCGGCGACUUGGGUAUUCGUUAAAAAAAACUUUAGGUUUCUACGCAGGGCCCAGUAAUUUAUGUGAUUACAAAAAGGAUAACGUCUUAACAGUUCAUCAAGUUACGCCUUCGAAGUUGAUUGAGAUAUGGAAACAGAUUUGCAAUCCUGCUGGACAUGUUAACCCUUAUGAGUCACAAACAGCAAAUGUUACGCUCCUAAGCAAACCAUUUGCUUGACUAUCGUUAGAAGUCACUGUAGUUUAUGUAUGUGAUAUUCAGAAAACUGUAAUAAGGUUAGUGUAGUGAGAUUUGUUUGAACAUACUUUUUCUACGACAAUUAGUAGAAAUUACUAUAAAAACUGCAUCCAAUAUUGAUUCUUAUUUUGUUAGAGUUCUGUAAGUUGAUUAACACAUAAACUCUUAAUUCGAUAUUAUUUCUUAAGCAAUAUUUUAAAUAUUGCUCCCAUCUAUUUGAAAAUGAGCUACAUAUACUGUGUCUGUCAUGGUGUAUUGGAAAGCGUAUCCGUCUAGCGAGACGAGGAUCAUGGGUUUGAUCGCAAUUUUGGGAUUGUCCGUUCGAUACCCUGGCCAAAAUGCACCAAUAACUGAUUAUACACGGGAAACGGUAUCGAGAGCUUUUUAAUCAGACUUAGCCUUUUGAUGAACUUGCGCUAAAAUAAAUAAGUUUAAACUAAAUAUGAUUUUAGUUUGUAAAUCAACUGUCUGAAAACACAACAUCUAGUUACUGGGUAGUAUAAACAAUUGUAAUGCAAUUAUAUUUGGAAAACCUGUUUUAUGUAACCAUAUUUUAUAUUUUUGGUAUAGUGUGGGUUGUUAGUAAUAUUUUAAGGUAAAAGUGUAAGUUUUGUUGGACGAAUUUAUAAAUUAGUUCAUUAUUACUUUUAUUAGAGCU
This is a messenger RNA of Dreissena polymorpha, 2181 nucleotides long. RefSeq names its product beta-1,3-galactosyltransferase 1-like. Gene Ontology annotation, cellular component: membrane. Gene Ontology annotation, molecular function: hexosyltransferase activity. Bases 78 to 1505 code for a protein of 475 amino acids. The transcript has a single exon. NCBI's taxonomy places the organism in Eukaryota, Metazoa, Mollusca, Bivalvia, Myida, Dreissenidae. The record is from RefSeq and is a predicted model, not a curated record.